Acipenser ruthenus (sterlet) is the source of this 1106-nucleotide messenger RNA. RefSeq names its product ubiquitin-conjugating enzyme E2 E1. Gene Ontology annotation, cellular component: nucleus. The record is from RefSeq and is a predicted model, not a curated record. Gene Ontology annotation, molecular function: ubiquitin conjugating enzyme activity. The transcript is spliced from 6 exons. Gene Ontology annotation, biological process: protein polyubiquitination. The coding region runs from base 172 to 753 and encodes 193 amino acids. NCBI's taxonomy places the organism in Eukaryota, Metazoa, Chordata, Actinopteri, Acipenseriformes, Acipenseridae.
AUAUUUAUUCCUCGGUAAUAUCAUUUUUGACUGUGCUCCCUGGUGAUAGAACUCCAUUUGCCUACCGCUGCCUCUGCAGCAGCACUUCCGCUCCGCAAGAGGGGAGAGACACGAGUCUAAGAAGCAGUCACAGACACAAAGAGAGGUUUGCUUUUUCUUUUUCUGGUCGGUAUGUCGGAUGACGAUUCGAGGGCCAGCACAAGCUCUUCUUCAUCCUCGACCUCAAAUCAACACCAAAAGGAGAAAGAAACUGUCACGAAGAAAAAGGAAAGUAAAGUCAGCAUGAGCAAAACCUCCAAACUGCUCUCUACCAGCGCAAAGAGAAUCCAGAAGGAGUUGGCCGAUAUCACAUUGGACCCGCCGCCCAACUGCAGUGCUGGUCCUAAGGGAGAUAACAUCUAUGAAUGGAGGUCGACAAUCCUGGGACCCCCUGGGUCAGUGUACGAGGGAGGCGUCUUCUUCCUGGACAUCACGUUUUCACCUGACUACCCUUUCAAACCUCCCAAGGUGACCUUCAGGACUAGAAUCUACCACUGUAAUAUUAACAGCCAGGGAGUGAUCUGCCUGGAUAUCCUAAAAGACAACUGGAGCCCAGCACUGACAAUCGCCAAGGUUCUCUUAUCUAUCUGCUCGCUCCUUACAGACUGUAACCCUGCUGAUCCUCUCGUUGGAAGCAUUGCUACUCAAUACAUGACCAACAGAGCAGAGCACGACCGAAUAGCCAGACAGUGGACCAAGAGAUAUGCCACAUAAUUUAUAGCUGUAUGUUCCUGUGUUACUUGUAAUGAAUGAGGCUGCUUAGAUUUUGAUUGGGGAUGGGGAUGGGGGGCAGGGGCUUAUAGGAGUUGGGGUGGAUAUUUCGGUCUUUUUAUUUCCUGAGAUGUGUUGCUGUUGUAAGUUAAGGUGUCUUGGUACAGGUAGAAAAAAAAGAAAUGGCAAUAAGUAUCUUAAGUGUUUUUGUUUUGUUUUUAAUGGUUAUUGUUAUUUUUUGGCUGCAAUAUUACCAUUCUACAUUAUUUCAACUGCUUGUAAAAGGUAAAUCGCAUGUUUUCCCCUAAAGCUUCAGUUUUCAAUGUGAAACUUCAAUAAAGUCUCUUGACACCAAA